Molecule: messenger RNA, 896 nt
Organism: Salvelinus namaycush (lake trout)
Lineage: Eukaryota; Metazoa; Chordata; Actinopteri; Salmoniformes; Salmonidae
Product: glycine receptor subunit beta-like
Exons: 5
Biological process (GO): regulation of membrane potential; chemical synaptic transmission; nervous system process
Cellular component (GO): neuron projection; synapse; membrane
Molecular function (GO): neurotransmitter receptor activity; chloride channel activity; extracellular ligand-gated monoatomic ion channel activity
Source: RefSeq, a predicted model, not a curated record
UUGGCUACACCACCAGUGAUCUGGUCUUCAUGUGGAUGACAGACCCAGUCCAGAUGGAUGAAAUCGCUCUGCCUCAGUUUGACAUUAAACAGCAGGAGAUACAGUACGGAAACUGCACCAAAUUCUACCAAGGAACAGGUUACUACACCUGUGUGGAGGUGAUCUUCACAUUAAGGAGACAGGUGGGCUUCUAUAUGAUGGGAGUCUACGCCCCCACCCUUCUCAUCGUGGUUCUCUCCUGGCUGUCCUUCUGGAUCAACCCUGAUGCCAGCGCUGCCAGGGUUCCUCUGGGUAUCCUGUCUGUCCUGUCCCUGUCCAGUGAGUCCAUGUCUCUGGCGUCAGCGCUUCCUAAAGUCUCCUAUGUGAAGGCGAUAGACAUCUGGCUCAUCGCAUGUCUGCUGUUCGGCUUCGCUUCACUGGUCGAAUAUGCAGUGGUACAGGUCAUGUUAAACAGUCCUAGGCGUAUAGAGGAGGAGAAGGCUAAGAUGGCAUCUAAAGAGAAGGCUCUGAGAGAGAAAGAGGGGAAGAAGACUCCUUCUAAAACUAACACUGUCAACGGGACCGGAGGAACGCCCAUUCAUCACGUUAGCACUCUGCAGGUGGUGGAGACCCGUUGUAAGAAGGUGUGUACAUCUAAGUCAGACCUCCGCUCUAAUGACUUCAGCAUCGUGGGAUCUCUCCCCAGAGACUUUGAGCUUUCUAACUUUGACUGCUAUGGCAAGCCCAUUGAGGUUAGCGGGGCAACCGGCAAAUCACAGGCCAAGAACAACAAGAAGGCCCCGCCCCCUAAACCUGUCAUCCCCGCUGCAGCGAAACGCAUCGACCUGUACGCACGUGCUCUGUUCCCCUUCAGUUUCCUCUUCUUCAACGUCAUAUACUGGUCUGUCUACUUGUAG